GUUUUAGUGUUGGUUUUUUUUUUUGAACCCCCCCAGAGCAAAUUUGAAUGUACGCCACUGCUCCUUAUAUUACCAUAGAUUUUAAAUUACGAAUUAUUGCAAUCAUAGGCACAAAUAACGGAGGAGUUUUUAUAGGGACUUUUUAAAACCGAAAAAAGGGGGGCUUGGAAAGUUGGAAUAAAAAAAGGUUGGGAAACACUUGCCUAGACAAGCUUACAGGUAGGACACUGGUCCACAAGAGCUCCUCAGACGUCUGUUUCCGUUUUUUUUUGUACUCAGUUGUUCUGUGGAGUGUGUGUGUGGUUGUAGACUGCAGUGUCAGUGUGUCACUACCGUCGUCCGUCACUUAUCUACUAUCCACUAUCCAGUUGUCUAGUGUCUACUAAUUGUCUGUACUCUGUACUCUGAACGUUGAACCAAACAUUAGUCAUAACAAAGUACAAACAACGCAGGCCAUGUCCGUGGUGGUCAGUUCUUGAACUACAACUUACAACAAAAAUCAAAACAUUCCGCGUUAUUUUUAUAACAAAAAAUAUGUAAUUAAUAAGCAAAAGGAAUUUCCACAGAUUUACGAUUGUGAUUUGUGUUAUUAACUUAUUACUUAUUUGUGUAUAAUGACUCUUUAGUCUUUAAUGAAGUAUAAUGGAAUGUGAAAAUUAGAAAUAGUGACGACUGGAAAUCCUUUUUAACUAUUAUUUACUCUUAGAUAAUAUUAUAAAAUAAAAUAAUGAAUAAUCGUACAUAAUAUUAUAAUCAACGUAUAACAACUUAUCUUUGGCGGUUAUAUCGGUUGAUCAGUUAUGGCCAGUUUAAUGAGCAGUGUUGUGAGUUGUGACCAUUGGGUUUAAGAUUAUAUUAUGUUCUACUGUUUAUACAUAUUUUAGUCAUAUUUUACAUAGUUACAUUAUUUAUAAAUUAUAAGUAUAAUUAUUUGAUUGAUACUUAUAUAUUGUAAUUAUUGUAUUUAUCCAUGCGAUAGUAUUCAUUGUACACUGAAUAACGAGAUACUGUCAUACACAUUACACGGGCUAAGAUAAAUUCCAGAUCACUAUUUAAUAUUCAUUAGUAUAAGCUCUAAAUAAGUAAUCUUUCGCCAUUUAAAGAAUAUUCUUACAAUUAUCGGAGGAAAGUCUUUAACUCUACAUAUAUUUACCUCAGCAGUUGCAGAUCAAACACUUAACACCACAUGUCCACAUCAAGAGCUUAACUUUCUACAUUGAAUAAAGAAAUGGAGAGUAAACAACAAAAUAAACUUGAAAAUAAUGAAGUAAAUAAAUCAAAAAGCAAGCAUGCAGAAGAAAUUCAAAAAAAUGAAGAAUUAAAUGAAUAUAUAAUGCCUUUGAAAAACGAUAUGAUGACAUCAGCUGUAAGGCACAAAGAUCAACCCUUAAAUAAAAAAGGGGAUCAGCAAAGACAAAUUUGGAGUGGAAAAUAUGAUAAUUUAUUUUCUUCUAAUAGUAUCCUUGAAACUAUUGAAGAAAAUGAUAAUAAGCAUCAACCAAGUGUAUCAUUAGCUAACUUUGGCAACCCCAAUAAAGAAUUUAAAACAUCAUUUGAAUUAUCUGAAUGGAAUUUAAUAAGAGAAGAAGAUCUGACUGUGAUUACUGAAUUCAUAAACAAUGAAAAAACUGAAUAUAAUUUCUCUCCAUCUUCUAAUAUUUUUGAAACCCCCAAAAAAGUUUUAAGAGAACGUGUAAAUAAUUACAAACGUAUGUUUGAAACGAGUAUGAAGGAAAACAAUGAGCUAAGGGAAUUCACAACUCUUGAGAAGCAAAUGUUUUAUGAUAAUAAUGAACAAUUAAAAGAUUUAAGUAAUUUGAGAAAGCAAGUUGACGAUCUUCAAAUCGAAAAGAAUGAAUCUGAAAAAAUUAUCGACAAACUAAAAUAUUCAGUUCAAGUAGUUGAAAGUGAAAAACUUGAUAUUGAAAUUAUUAUUGAAGAACAAAGAAACAAGUUUGAGAAACGAGAAAAUGAACUUUUGGCUACAAUUCAGGAAACAAAAAAAGAGUUAAAAUCCAAAGAAGAUCAAAUUAAAAAAUUCAUAUUAAGUAAUAACUUUAUGACCGAGAAGCAAGAAGAAAUUAAAAGACUUGAAAUGAAAAUUAAAGAAAUCUAUCAAUUGAAUAAUACAUUUACUAAUGAAAUAGACGUGUUAAAAUUACAAUUGUUAAAUAAAGACCAGCAACUCAAUGUUGAAUUGUCUGAACGAUGUUCGCUAUUGAAAGAGUUAUCUCUUCUUCAAAGUUAUGCAGCUGAAGUUAAAUCAAUUCCAUGUGCUAUUAAAUUUUUAGCUGAUGAAGGGUAUUUUAGUCUUAAAAAAAAUAAUAUAUUAGGACUGGUUCAACUAUUGGAACACAUUCAUGAUAUAGUUGAACAAUUAGAACAAAAAAACAAAAAUCUAAUGGAUGAAAAUAAUAAUUUGAAAUUAAUUACCAAUGAUUUUAAUAUUCAAAUGAAUAAUACAAAAAAAGAAAAUGAUGGAUUGAGAUUAAAGCUAAAUUUAAUUGAAAAAAAAAUUAUAUUUACCGUUAAAGAAUUUAGUGGCAGUUCUGAGAUUAGUAUUGAAAACGCUGAUACAGAAAGUUUAAUUGAAUUUGCUCAAAAACAUUUUGAAGAAAACACAAACAAGGUUGAUAUUCUGUCAAACAAUAAUUUAAUUUUAAAAGAAAAAUUGUUUAUAUCAAAUAUAAAACUCUGUGAAAUAAUAUCAUUUGUAUUUAAUAAUCUUGAUAAUAUUCUUCAAAGUAUUUCUACUAUGGAAAAGAGAUCAAGUACUGAAAUGGAGAAAUUUAAGAAGGAACUUUCUGAAACUAUAGAAGAAAACAUAUUUUUAAAAUCUAAUAUCCAAUUGUUUAAUGUAUUAACAUUUGAAUGCGUUGAUAUUAUUGAAAAAGUAAAAAUAAACCAGUCAAACGCUAUAUAUCUUCAAGAAGAACUUACUGUCUGUAAUGGUGUUAAAAACGUAUUACAACUACAAAUUGAAGAAUUAAAAAGAUUGAACACAAAUCUUAAUAUGUUAAUUGAAAACAAAAUUAAAAUUGAAAAACAAAUCAAAGACGAAUUGAACGACACUAAAUUUAAACUUUCUCUAAAAAAUAAAGAGUUAGAUGAAAGAAGAAUUGGAAUCAAUUUGGAUAAUGAAAGUGAAAUUCGUAAUGAAUUAAAAAUAAAAACUAAAGAGUUAGAAACUUCGGUUUCUCAAGUUUAUGUAUUACAAUUAACAAUUGAAGAAAUGAAAAUAAAAACAAACUCUAAUGCUAUUACUAUUGAAAGACUGAAUAAUGCACUCGAUAGUAUUGAAUUCGAACUGAAAGAAAAAUCUAAACUUGUGGAUGAAUUCAAAAAUAAUAAAUCAAAAGCAACAACAUGUAAUAAUUUAGAAACAAUUAAUGAUCUAAAUGAGAUUAUUUCAAAACUUAAAUCUGAAUUAGAAGAUAAGUUGAUAAAUGAAAAAAUGUUAAGAAAUGAAUUACAGAUUGUUACAGUAGAAUUGGAUGAUGUUAUUGUUAAAGUCAAUGAGGUAAAAUCAGUAGUUGACAUUUUAAAUAUAAAGGAUGAAUCCAAUAUUUAUAUUUUGCAACAGCUUAACUAUGAACUCAAAUAUAUUGAAACUAUACUUAAUGAUAAAAAUGAGUUAAUUAGAAAAUUAGAAAACACUAAUUUAGAACUUUUAACUAGACGCACAAAUCCUGAUCAAUUAAAUAAAAUUAUCACUGAACUACAAAUAGAACUGAAGAAAAAAAUUAAUCUUGAAAGUGAAUUACGAGAUGAACUUAAGGCUAAAACUAUGAAAUUAGAAUAUGCUAUGCUUCAGGGAAAUGAAAUACAAACUGUGGUAGAAAGUAUGGAGAAUGAAAUAAAAUCAAAUGUUGUUUUAAUAGACCAAUUUAAAUCUGAAUUAGCUUCAAAAUCAGAUUUAUUAAUAAAAUUAGAAAAUGUAAAUUCAGAAUUAGUUCUGAAAUGUGAUAAAUUUAAUGAAAUUUGUUAAACAAUACAAAGGAUAAUGAGCAGUACCAUUUAAAUAUUCAAAAUCAGUUACAACUUGUUAGCAAAGAAAAAUUACUAAUUCAAAAUGAUUUAAACCUUAUAAUCCAGCAAUGUUUAGAAAUUUCAAAACAUGAUGAAUCACAAAAAUAUUUACAAGAUAAAGUACAACUAUGUGUAUUGAAUUACCAUAAUGUAUAUACAGAAUUUGUUAAUUUGUCUUGUGAUAUUGAAUCAUUAUUAAAAUGUCAAACCAUUACAGUAUCUAAUUUGAGAGAAGAAAUUCUACUAAAAUCUGCAGAAAUUGAACACUUGCAAAAACAGGUUCUUGGGUCCAGUUUACAGCAAGAAUAU
This is a messenger RNA of Acyrthosiphon pisum (pea aphid), 4338 nucleotides long. RefSeq lists its product as uncharacterized. The record is from RefSeq and is a predicted model, not a curated record. The coding region runs from base 1229 to 3988 and encodes 919 amino acids. NCBI's taxonomy places the organism in Eukaryota, Metazoa, Arthropoda, Insecta, Hemiptera, Aphididae. The transcript has 7 exons.